Messenger RNA from Somion occarium, 2243 nucleotides. Lineage: Eukaryota; Fungi; Basidiomycota; Agaricomycetes; Polyporales; Cerrenaceae. The record is from the annotation of a GenBank genome assembly.
AUGUUUGUUCCUGACUUCAUGCUGGAUUGCCGCACCGGUCUUGGAUACCCCCAAGCGGGCAAUCCAAGUGCCAUCUUGCAGAAUACCCUCUCAUCAAAUUCCUCUUGUCCUUCCCCCCACAGACUGUGUCUAUUUUACCAGAUCGCCUCGUGUACGGGAGGUCUAUCUCGCGCUCUAAUCGGAAGACAUUGAUCGCUGGGCGCCAGGAAACUUGCAAACCGCCCAUUUGCUCAUUUACUCGACCGCCCUCAAUAUCCUUUCGGCGCCGGAGGCAGGGUUAGACCGUCCUGAGAUCACCUCCCAAACCUCCCCUUCCUUCCUGACCUCAUCUUCAUCCCCGCAGGCCAUUUCAUUUCUCUUUUUUCUCCUUUCUUUUUCUGCCUUGGAUUUCUGGGGUACUUUUUAACGAUUGAUGUUCGCGUCGCGCUCGCCUGUUGGGAUGUACGGCCGCGCACUUGCACUGUUUGGUGUCUGUCUCGCUCUGUGCAUCAAGCAGUGCGAGGCGGCAGACCCUGAACAUACCUUCCAGUGGGGAUUCGCCAAUAACCUGGCCACGGAUGAUUUUGCUACUUGCCAAAAUGUACCCAUCGAAGUGGUGUCACUGUACUCGAACGACACUUCUGCAUUAGGAACUCCUCCGUAUACCAUGAUCGCUUUCGAGCUUGGGGGAAUCCCUACCGUUCAGAACAUCGGGUCCGAUCCCAAGAAUUUGACUUGGCAAGUGAACCAUGCUACAGGAUCUACACUAAUGUUAACCAUCAUCGACUCCAAGAAUGAUACUGGAGGCAUCCCAAUGCAGCUGUACAACGUUGUUGACGGUUCAUCGACUUCCUGCAUUCCGUCAAAACCUGAUCUCUCCUCUGUUGCAUCGCUCUCUCCUAAUGUAACCGAUAACCUGGAAACCUGCGCGUGCUGGGGUCUGACAGUCACUGGCGGCACUAAACCGUAUACCAUUGUACUCUCUGCUCUCGAUUCGCCCGUAAUCACCACGGUACCGAUGGGUGAUGGCGACGACGUUUACACUUUCCCUAAUCGGGCUGAUCCAAACGGACAGUUAAUGGCUUCCAUAUAUGAUGCUACCGGUGUUUGGGGCGUAUCAACGAAGACUGUUCACACCUUUGGAUCGACUGAUGUGGAUUGUCCUGGGUUGAUCUCCAAUUCGAAGACUAAAGCUCAAGUAGAAAAGCAGCAAGCAGACGCUGCUGCGCAACUAGCAGCUGAGAAUCGAAGCCAUCGCAGGACUUUGAUUCUUGGGGUGGUGCUUGGUAUCACACUUCCUUUAAUCCUAAUAACCGCAGUUGCCAUUUGGUGGUGGCGUCGUCGCAAGUUGCUCACCGAUCAUUCGCGAGGCAUUUGGGAUGGUCAAGACACGGUCGUACGAGCUUGGGACGUGCCGGCUCGCGCACCGGAUGGCGAACAGCCAGGAACCGGGCACACAGAAAUGCGUGAGGCGCCCUCACCACCAUUCUCUUCGCCAUCGGCUAAGAACUUGUCAUCUUAUGCUGCCAACAUUGGUACGAAUGGUUAUACAGUCCCUCUUUUGUCGCAUUCACUAUCCGCCGGCACAACUUCCGAUUACUCCCCUGCAUUGUCAAGUUCAGAUGCUGGUCCCUCUUCCGGCGACUAUUCGAACUUUGGGUUCUCAGCUGCUACGGCUACAACAGAGCUCUCGGCUGCUCGACGCAAGGCAUUAGAAGCCCAUGGCGAGCGGUUAUCGGGUCUUCAUAGUCAGGGUUCCUCAGCGUCGUUACGCCAUAUAGCUUCAGGAAGUUCGCAACUUCCUCCUGGUGCAUCACCAGCUGCGACGCCGGGCCUGAGUAUGGCGUCCCUGGAUCCAGAUGUGCAACCAGAUAUCAUCAUUCAGCAUCACGACGGAGGGGCAGGUGUUGUUCACGAGUUGCCGCCACCAUAUAUCGACAGAUCUGCUGGAGGUGCGGGAAAGCGACAAUCUGAAACCGAGUGAUGGCAUGGCAGGUAUAUAUUUCCGGACUGGUGAUAUGUGGUAGUCGAUGUAGAGUGGGUGACCACAUGAUGACCUGUUACGAUUCUGACUUUAUUCCUAAAUGUUUUACUUUUGGCCAUUUGUGGGGACAAUGCCGAUGCGUCGAAAUGUACUACUAGUACCUUCGCAUCGUCAUGGCCUCCCAUGUUUUCUCAGCGACGUUCAGCUCUGUAAUGGUUCGACUGUGAUCUAUUUCGCUCCUUUGUAUAUAGCCACUAAUGCCAUUGGUUCAUGGACAUGA